AUACUUGCACACACGUCCGUCCACCUGAUAUUUUCUUUGCAACAAUGUAUUCGGCCCGAAAUUUAUAAAGCGACGGACAGCAAGAAAACCGUUUAUUGUACUUUUAGGAACCGCUUAACUCAUAUCUCAACGCGAUCAAAAAAUGCGUACCGCAUACAUUGUCGUUCUGAUAUGCACUUCCUGCAUCUGCGUGUGUGCUGGAGAUAGCUAUUCCGGGGAUAUCCAGAACUCGAACUCAUUGGAUUUCGGCAACGACAGUGGGGGCUACAGCUACAGCUCCCCACCGAGCAACAGCUACCUACCUCCAGCCACUCCUGCACCGGAGUACCUGCCUCCGCCGAACAAUGGAUACCAGUACAAUCCACCGCCGAACAACAACUACCUGCCACCGCCGAACAACAACUAUCUGCCUCCUCCACCGGAAUAUGGACCGCCAGCUGGCUAUCCAUCCUAUGGGCCACCACCUCCUCCCUUUUAUAAGCCAGCACCACUCAUUCCCUACCAUUCGCACGACUCCAUUCUGGAAAAGUUAAAGUCCAAGAUCAAUUUGUAUACGCUCGGAAAGAUAUUGCUCAAGUUGUUGAUAUUCAAGAAAAUCGUCAAGUUCAUCGGAUUGAUUUUCUUACUCUUGGUUCUGCCGAAGCUGAAAAAUAUUUUCAAGGACGAUAUGAUGAUGUCUGGAUCUGGUGAGAGCGAUGGAAUGGAAAGCAAACUUGUAGAGACAGAUAAGGAUAAAUUAGCCCAACAAAUUGAAGACCUCUACGAUUUUGUAAUAAAUUCUAUAGAAAAUUUUGAAGGUAGAAGUUCGUAGAUCAAUACCAAAACUAGUUAUAAAUGCAUUGUUACAGAUUGUAUUACAUUUGAUUAUUUAUUUGUUAAAAUCUUAUUAAUAAAAGUAUUUCAUAUUUUA
This is a messenger RNA of Drosophila erecta, 910 nucleotides long. RefSeq lists its product as uncharacterized. The transcript is spliced from 3 exons. NCBI's taxonomy places the organism in Eukaryota, Metazoa, Arthropoda, Insecta, Diptera, Drosophilidae. The record is from RefSeq and is a predicted model, not a curated record. Bases 143 to 811 code for a protein of 222 amino acids.